GGCCAGGAAUUCUCUAGGCUGACGUGCCCUUGGCCUGAGGCUCGAAUGAUCAAGUUGCGAAGCAACCAGAAAUUUGGGUCCGCUGAUGCAUGUCUCAGAAUUUCCUUUGUUCAUUGAGUGUGGCUGGUCCGUGGUCCAAGGUGCAAAAGCAAGCAAUUAUGCCCCCUCACCAUUGUCUCGCGGUACGGACGACUGGUUACUCUGUUACAAAGUACGGAACAUGGGGAAAACUGGCUCAGCCGCUAGAGAGGCUUUGUCUUUCUUACGAAUAUGCUUUUGAAGCUAAUCUCGUACUUAGUUCUCAGCGACGGACAACAAACUCAACGUCUCAACGUCACAGGCCACGGAGUGUGACGAGUGGCAGACCGUGACGUUCUGUGUGGAAAUUAAUGGCACGCGCGCCAGUCUGAGACAUGCUCUUUGUUCUACCAAGUUCAUCUCCUUCGAGUGCUCGUCCUCCUUCUCAUCUACUCUGAAGUGUUUUCACCGCUCAGAAGUUGUUCUCGCUCUCAACAUCAUCUUUUUGCUCGAGGCAUCAUUCGUCGAACUCGUAUAUAUUCCAGCCACGGACAGGACGUAUCUAUUCUUUUUUUCCAAGCGUGGUCAAACACCACAGUCAAAUCCACUCUCAAUUUCUCUUUGUCCUACGCCUUUCCGUUGCUAACCCUGCUCUCCAAUUGGCUAUAAAGUUUGCCGUCAAAAAUAUCACAACCCCCCAUCUCCCUUCGCGACCGAUACUACACGUCCUCCUCGACCGGUCCCCAACUCUCCUCUACAGUGUCUUCUUGCUGGUUUCCUACAUUUUGCAUAUCUCAUCCCAUACUUCGCAGCACUCCGCAAGUGGCUCGUGAAAGAAAUGACUGGUCUUUUCAUUGGUCCUGCGCCUUGUUCCGUACUUUUCUCCUUGAUGGUACCGUCCAAUCCAACUUGGCAAGACCGGGCGAUACCUGAUCUUAUCCUCCCUCCGGUGCCCUCUGGGGGUCUUGAGAGGCAUAUGUAUCAGCCCAUCUGUGACGCUGUGAAUAACGCUGAGGUCUGUCCAGGAUUCAAACUAAUGUGUGUUGCAAACACGAGGGAUAAGGAAGGCUGCAAGCUGCGUCCUGAUCUCGCGCUGGUCGCGAAAGAUGUUGUCGAUGUCAACGACUUCAGCGUAAUGGAUCUCUGGGGAGAAGUGAAGCCCCGGCCCGACGGCGAUGCAUUCCACAAGUCUUACAACAGCGAGGACAUCGACCUGGACUCGGUGGAGAAGAUCGAAGGCAAGAGCGCCGACUGUCGUGGACAACUGAUCUCGUAUGCUGCUGCGGCUAUGUCUCGUCAACACAGGGUCUUCAUGUUCUCUUUCGCUAUCUGUGGCCGACAUAUUCGUUUCUCACUCUGGGACCGUGCUGGGUGUAUUGUCACCGAAUCCAUCGACUAUCUGGAGCAUCCAGAACUCGUAGCCGAAUUCUUCUGGAGGUAUAGCCACAUGAAUGCCAAGGAACGCGGAUUCGACGUCACCGUCCAACGUGCUACUCCAGAGCAGGCGGACCAGCUAACGGAUGCAAUGGAGACUUACAUUGAGCUAUCGAGGCCCCGCAAUAUGGAAUUUCUUCGUGCCAAUUCGGAUCCCACUUAUUCUACCUACCAACUUUGCAUGGACAACGAAGAGGGGAAGCCUCAAUAUUUUAUCAUCCGUCAACCAUUCUGGAAUGCGGACUCGGCUAAUGGGCGUGCUACCAGAGCAUAUGCUGCAUACAAUAUAACGCAGAACAAGCUGGUCUUCCUGAAAGACUGUUGGCGUACCGAAGGCACGGAUAUCAUGUGCGAAGCUGGCAUAUACAAGCACUUGCUGGACUGCGAUGUUCCAUUCUUGCCGGAAGUCAUCCUCGCUGGUGACGUGAAGGUCGACGGCGAUGAACAGCGAACCUUCUGCGAUGAGUGGUCCAAGCCUGAUAGCUUCCCCGAGUGGCGCCUACCUUGCAAGCCUCUACGGACAUACGUACACUGUCGAAUUGUACAAGAGCUUGCAUACCCUAUCGCGUCUGUCCAGUCUUCCCGGGAAGCUGUUCAAGCCUUCCGUGACGUGGUUGAAUCAAUAAAGGUUGCAUACGAAGUCGGAGACAUGUUUCAUCGAGAUAUCAGUACAGGGAAUGUGAUGAUCAGCAAGAAGGGUCGAGGUGUUCUCAAUGACUGGGACCACGGUGUCAGGCUAAUUCCUGAUCGGGAACCCCAUGCAUCUCGAACGGGAACUUGGCAGUUUAUUUCUAUGGCUUUACUUCAAAAGCCGGACAAGUCCCACGAGGUUCGCGAUGAUCUCGAAUCCUGUUUCUGGGUCCUCCUCUACGUUUCCCUCCACUAUUUCAAACAUAAUGGCCGUGACGUGGGCUUUACGCUUGGUUUUUUCGAUGAAAUCCAAGAACGGAAGGUAGCAGGCGAGGCUCAGUAUCAGUCAUUCGGCGGCGACUCGAAAGCUUCUCUUCUCAAAGGGGAACGACUUAAUGAGGUACAGUGGGAAUGUCGCCCUCUCAAUGACCUCAUCCACACUCUGGCGGAGUUAUGGAGGACGGCUCACGUCUUGGACGAUAAGUUAGUUCGCAUAAUAGGCAAACCCCAGAGGGACAUCCUCUUGAGCGCUCUGGACAAGGUCUCAAUAGUGCUGGAUAUGUUUGAAACCGUGCUAGCAUCUGAAGGGUGGAAGGACAAGGACGCAAUUCCCGACCAAUAUCCUAGCGUAUACCAGCGAAACGUGGACCAGGCCAUCGCAAAAGAGAAGACGGGAUAUAUUGCCAGUUCCGUCCGCGAAUCUCAAGCUAUAGCUCUCAACGGGGGAGCAACAACUAGUCAAGCAUCUCGUCGCCGCGUUGCCGCUCAGUCUGGAAUUCCGCAACACUAUCAAUCGAAUAUUCGCCCGACAGCUGAACAGCUGGCCUUCUUGCAAGGACUUGCCAUACCGAAGACUUCAUGUAGCACGAAGAGAACCAUAGACAAUGUUCAAGCGGGAGAGCAUAACGUGCCUGUUGGUAGCUCAAAGCGAAUGAAGACUGAGGACCCACCAUUAUCAUCAGGCCGACGUUCAACUUACGAACCUCCUGCGCUCGUCAACCCGCCUACUUCUCCCAUCAAAUCGCCCACCAGACUGUCUCUCCCUUCUGCUCCAACUUCCUCUUCUGCCAGGCCUUCAUGUCCUCCCGCCGAACUCAAUUCGCCUCCUGCCGGCCCGUCACACAUUGAGAGAGUGCCUACUCCUCCCGCUGUCCGCCACCGUUACUUGACACGCUCGAAAACAAAGCCCAAUAAUGUUCAGGGUGAGGAUCUGGAGAAUGAUGUUCAGGAGGCACCUCUGGAGGAUGUUGAGAUGAAACAAUUUGAACAUCGGUACCCGACGCGUUCAAAGUCGAACGACAAACACCCUCGCCCUCAGCGUCCCCCGAAACCAUCGAAGGCUCAGGUUCAAACCGUGCGGAGUGGCAAAAGAGAUAAUAAGACGGCCGGGAAGGGUCUCAAGCAUGCACCUCAAGAACACGUUGAGCCAGUACAGGUUGAACAUCGGUAUCCGACGCGUUCGAAAUCGAACGAGAAAAAUCCGCGCCCUCAGCGUCCCCCGAGACCAUUGAAUAUUCCAGCUCAGACGCAAGAGAGUGUCAAGAGAAGCAAUAAGCCGACUGCCAGCGGUAGUAAACGAACGCAGACCAAGUCAAAAAAUCGUCGACGACAUCGAUGAUCAUCUCACCUCAGUAGAAUUGCUAGUUGAAUGUUGUCUGCACAUUGCAAUACACAUCACACUCUUGUUCAUUUGUUCUUACUACAAUGCGCUCGCUGCUCUUUGAUAAAAUACUACUGAAAUUAUAAUCAUUAAAUAGCUACC
Somion occarium is the source of this 3844-nucleotide messenger RNA. The record is from the annotation of a GenBank genome assembly. Lineage: Eukaryota; Fungi; Basidiomycota; Agaricomycetes; Polyporales; Cerrenaceae.